Messenger RNA from Ceratosolen solmsi marchali, 552 nucleotides. Its product is annotated as nuclear factor interleukin-3-regulated protein. The coding region runs from base 1 to 552 and encodes 183 amino acids. Gene Ontology annotation, biological process: regulation of transcription by RNA polymerase II. Gene Ontology annotation, molecular function: DNA-binding transcription factor activity, RNA polymerase II-specific; RNA polymerase II cis-regulatory region sequence-specific DNA binding. The record is from RefSeq and is a predicted model, not a curated record. NCBI's taxonomy places the organism in Eukaryota, Metazoa, Arthropoda, Insecta, Hymenoptera, Agaonidae. The transcript is spliced from 3 exons. Gene Ontology annotation, cellular component: nucleus.
AUGUUAGCCACGACGCCACAUUCCCCUUUGGCUUCAUCAGCGCCAUUCUCGAUUACGAGCCUUUUGCAGCCUCCGUUGCUCGGGGCAAUACCACCCUUAGUGUCAUCCGUGAACAUAUCUCAUCCCUUCACCAAUGCAAGAGCAGCUGCCGUAAUGAGCCGAAAUAUUAUUGAAAAUGUUGUUAUUUCAAGUAUGCAUCAAUCGAGAAGACCUCGGAGUGAAAAGAAACCAAUUCCUGAUGAACAAAAAGAUGAAAAGUAUUAUGAGCGACGAAAGCGUAAUAAUCAAGCGGCAAAAAAAUCACGAGACGCUCGUAAAAUACGAGAAGAUCACAUCGCUUUGCGGGCUACGAUGCUGGAGCACGAAAAUGCGAUAUUACGCGCCCAAGUGAUGACCCUACGAGAGGAAUGUCAAUCGCUUCGGCAGAUGCUUAUUAAGCAACGGAUGCCGUCGAUGCAAUUGGUCAACCAACUGACCGACAGGUCCAUAUCAUCCAUGUCUGUGACGCUGACCCCGACAAAUUCCAUCGACUCCGCGACCUGUCAAGCCUAA